AUGGCCUUCAGGUGCGAGGAGAAGCCAGGACACCAGGACCCGCUCCCCUCGCUCGACGAAAGGAAUAUUGCUCCAGACUUGGAAAGUCAUCCCGGAGAUGAAGAUGAUGAUGAUGAGCAGGGGGCCUGGUCUGGUCAAGCGCCGGUGCUCUUUCAAACCGACAUGCUAGGUUCAAGUCUACGGAGCUCCUUAAACACCAACCAGAUUUCCAGGGUUCCCAAUGAAGACGUUUCAACGGCUGCCAAGUCCUCGGCCGAAGGCUUCUGCAGAAAAGUUUACGAGGAACAUGAUCGAGCCGCGGCUGUCCGGGCGCCGGGGAGAGACGCGCGGAGCUUCGCGCAGAGCUGGGCUCCCGGUCUGGCGCGCCGCCUGCCUGCGGCCGAGGGUUGGGGCCGGCCGCCCCCGGGACCCUCGACGACGGGCGCUCCCAUGGACUUCUCCCCAGGGCUGCUGGCCGCAGCCUGGGCGCUGGGCCUCCUGGCAGGAUUCUUGGAUGCCUUCAACAUUGAUACGAAGAGGCCCCGCAUUAUACCCGGCUCUAAAGAAGCGUAUUUUGGCUAUACAGUCCAGCAGCAUGAAAUCAAUGGGAAGAAAUGGCUGGUGGUGGGAGCUCCUUACGAAACCAACGGGCAGCAGAAGACGGGAGAUGUCUACAAGUGUUCUGUGGACGUCGAAGCCAACAGCACCUGUUCCAAGCUGAACCUAGGAAGAGUAACUCUUUCCAAUGUGUCGGAACGCAAGGAUAACAUGCGUCUGGGCCUGAGCUUGACCACAAACCCCAAAGACAACAGCUUCUUGGCCUGCAGCCCUCUCUGGUCUCACGAAUGCGGAAGUUCUUACUACACCACAGGAAUGUGCUCCCGGGUGAACUCCAACUUCAGGUUCUCCAAGACGGUGGCUCCGGCACUCCAGCAGGUCACCAAUGACAUGGCGGACAGGGGGACGGUUGGAGUCGUGCAAUACGGGGAGAACGUUGUGCACGAGUUUCACUUGAACGACUACAGGUCUGUGAAGGACGUGGUGGCCGCUGCCAGCCAUAUCGAGCAAAGGGGAGGCACGGAAACCCGGACCGCGUACGGGAUCGAGUUUGUUGGAGUCGUGCAAUACGGGGAGAACGUUGUGCACGAGUUUCACUUGAACGACUACAGGUCUGUGAAGGACGUGGUGGCCGCUGCCAGCCAUAUCGAGCAGAGGGGAGGCACGGAAACCCGGACCGCGUACGGGAUCGAGUUUGCACGGAGGAAGAAAGACGUUGCGGCUUCUCAAAACUCAGUUCUCGGUUAUUACAACAGACGAGGAAUCAAUCCCGAAGCCUUUCUGAAAGAAAUAAAAUUCAUCGCGAGCGAUCCCGACGAAAAGCAUUUCUUCAAUGUCACUGACGAAGCGGCUCUAAAAGAUAUCGUCGAUGCUCUCGGUGAAAGGAUUUUCAGUCUGGAAGGCACCAACAAGAAUGAAAUAUCCUUUGGCCUUGAGAUGUCCCAGACGGGCUUUUCAUCACACAUCGUGGAAGAUGGGGUUUUGCUAGGAGCGGUCGGCGCUUAUGACUGGAACGGAGCGGUGCUGAAAGAGACCAGCAGUGGCAAAGUGGUUCCCCACCGAGAAUCAUACCUCCAAGAAUUCCCCGAGGAGCUCAAGAAUCACGGAGCAUACCUAGGUUACACCGUCACCUCAGUGGUGUCCACGAAAUGGAGGAGGAUUUAUGUUGCAGGAGCACCCAGAUUCAACCACACGGGGAAAGUGAUCAUUUUUACGAUGCACACUGACCGAAAUCUCUCCAUCCACCAGUCGCUGAAAGGGGAACAGAUCGGUGCCUAUUUUGGAAGUGAGAUUAGUUCUGCAGAUGUUAAUGGCGAUGGAGUCACCGAUGUUCUCUUGGUUGGAGCGCCCAUGUACUUCGGCGAAGGGAGAGAGCGGGGAAAGGUGUACGUCUAUGUUCUAAAAGAGGACCAAUUUAUGGCCAAUGGGACCCUGGAAGACCUCCCCAGCUACCAGAACUCCCGCUUUGGUUCCUGCAUCGCCUCCGUCCCAGACUUGAAUCAGGACUCGUACAACGACAUCGUUGUGGGCGCACCUUUGGAAGACGAGCACCAGGGAGCCAUCUACGUCUUCCACGGCUACCAGGAAAACCUCCUACGGAAAUAUAAGCAGAGAAUCGCAGCGGCCGACCUUUCUCCGGGAUUGAUGUAUUUUGGGAGCAGCAUCCACGGACAACUGGAUCUAAAUGAAGACAAGCUUAUCGACCUGGCUGUGGGCUCUCUUGGAAAUGCUGUGCUAUUAUGGUCCCGCAGCGUGGUCCGCAUCAGCGCCAACGUCCAGUUCGAGCCGCCCAAGAUCAACAUCUUCAACAAGGACUGCACCCGGAACGGAAAGGAGGCCACCUGCCUGUCUGCCCUGCUCUGCUUCACCGCAGUUUUCCUCUCGGCACACUUUCAGACAGCAAGCGUCGCACUGAAUUACAAUGUCACUCUUGAUGGACGCCGGUAUGUCCCACGUGCCCAUCUGGAUGAAAAUGGAGACCGGCACGCCCACAAGGCAGCCAUGUUGCUUGCGGGACAAGAACAGUGUGACCGGCUGGAUUUCCACGUCAUGGACACAGCGGAUUACGUGAAGCCCGUGUCUUUCUCGGUGGACUACGCCCUGGACGGUCCUGACAGUGGCCCGGUGAUGGAUGACGGCUGGCCAACCUCACUGAAAGUCGUUGUGCCUUUCUGGAACGGGUGUAAUGAGGACGAACACUGCAUCCCUAACUUAGUCCUUGAUGCUAAAACUGACCUGCCAAGUGCCGUGGAGUAUUGCAGACGCGUCCUGAGAAAGUCGCACUCGGAUUGCUCGGCCUACGCCCUGUCUUUUGACUCCUCCGUUUUUGUCAUAGAGAAUUCCAGGAGGAGGGUGGCGGUAGAAGCGACGCUGGAGAACCGAGGGGAAAAUGCAUAUAGCACCGUUCUAAACAUUUCCUUCUCGCGAAACCUGCAGUUUGCAAGCUUGAUCCACAAGGAUGACCUGGACAUCAACAUCGAAUGCAUGUCUGAAGAAAAGCACCCUAACAGGAGGGUUUGCAAUGUCAGCUACCCAUUCUUCCGGGCCAGAGCAAAGGUGGCUUUUCGCCUGGAUUUUGAAUUUAGCAAGACGGUUUUCCUGCAGGACUUGGAGAUCUCCCUGACUGCCAACAGCGAGAGUGAGGAACAGGAAGGUACCAAAGAGGACAACUCUGCACUCCUGAAGCUCCCGCUGAAGUAUGAAACCGACCUGCUUUUCACCAGGCCCUUGGCUAUGGAAACCACUGUCUGCACGGUUGGGGGCAACAACACGGACUACCGGAGGACACCUUCAGAUGAAGACUUGGGACGCCACCCACAGCUGAACCACAGCAAUUCCGACGUGAUCCUGAUCAUGUGCAGCAUGACGCUGGCCGCCGGAGAAGAAGCCAGCUUCCGCCUGCACGGCCACCUGUGGAUGAAGUCGCUCCGAGCUCUGAAGUUCAAGUCCCUGAGGUUCGUGAUCAACGCGGCCUUGCAGAGGGGCUUCCGCAGCGCCUUCGUCUUCCGGGAAGAAGAGCCCAGCCGGCAGAUAACCUUUGAAAUCUCCAAGCUCGAGGAGUCGCACAUCCCCAUCUGGAUCAUCAUCGGGAGCACGCUCGGGGGUCUCUUGCUCUUGGCCCUCCUUGUGCUAGCCCUCUGGAAGCUCGGCUUUUUCAAAAGCGCCAGUCGCAAGAGAGACCCAGCACAACAGCAGAACUCCAAAGACUUGGACUAAGGCCUCCAGUUCCCCGGGAGGCA
This is a messenger RNA of Gekko japonicus, 3776 nucleotides long. It is a transcript of the gene ITGA11, whose product is annotated as integrin subunit alpha 11. The record is from RefSeq and is a predicted model, not a curated record. NCBI's taxonomy places the organism in Eukaryota, Metazoa, Chordata, Lepidosauria, Squamata, Gekkonidae. Gene Ontology annotation, biological process: cell-matrix adhesion; integrin-mediated signaling pathway; cell-cell adhesion. The coding region runs from base 1 to 3753 and encodes 1250 amino acids. Gene Ontology annotation, cellular component: external side of plasma membrane; integrin complex. The transcript has 32 exons. Gene Ontology annotation, molecular function: integrin binding.